Messenger RNA from Colletotrichum higginsianum IMI 349063, 1473 nucleotides. Its product is annotated as Ribose-phosphate diphosphokinase. The record is from RefSeq and is a predicted model, not a curated record. Lineage: Eukaryota; Fungi; Ascomycota; Sordariomycetes; Glomerellales; Glomerellaceae. Gene Ontology annotation, biological process: purine nucleotide biosynthetic process; 5-phosphoribose 1-diphosphate biosynthetic process; ribonucleoside monophosphate biosynthetic process. The transcript is spliced from 3 exons. The coding region runs from base 1 to 1473 and encodes 490 amino acids. Gene Ontology annotation, molecular function: ribose phosphate diphosphokinase activity; magnesium ion binding. Gene Ontology annotation, cellular component: cytoplasm; ribose phosphate diphosphokinase complex.
AUGCGCGGCACUCUCAUCUUCGCGGGCUCCUCCUGCCCAGCUCUCACUACUCAGAUAUGUGAGAACUUGGGCAUGGCUCCUGCUGAGGCGGAGCUUACCCAAUUUUCCAAUGGCGAGACGAGCGUGCGAAUCUUGACUAGCGUCCGAGAGAAGGAUGUAUUUGUCGUCCAGUCUGGCAGCGCCAGGGUCAACGACACUAUCAUGGAGUUGUUGAUCAUGAUCUCGGCCUGCAAUGGCGGCUCAGCCAACAACAUCACUGCUGUACUGCCGUACUUCCCCUACAGCCGUCAGUCAAAGAAGAAAUCUCACCGCGGGGCGAUCACGGCACGAAUGCUUGCAAAUCUUUUGGGUGUCGCUGGCGUGAAGCACGUCAUCACCGUCGACCUUCACGCAUCACAGAUGCAAGGAUUCUUCAAAUGUCCCGUUGAUAACCUUCACGCCGAGCCGUUGAUUGCGAGAUGGAUCCGCCACAACGUUCCCAACUGGAAGGAGGCUGUCGUUGUGUCCAAGAAUGCUGGCGGAACCAAGCGUGUGAAAUCGCUUGCGGACGCGCUGAAGCUGAACUUCGGCAUGGUUACUACGGAGAAGAACCGAAAGGGAAACAACAUGACCUCGAGCAUGAUCCUCCAUCAUCUGGACAACCUAGACCGGCAGCCGGUGCUGGAGAGCAGUCGCCAACCCGCAACGGUGCGACCCUCUACGCCUCCUGCAGCUGGACGCGCCGCCAGGGUGAGAGCUGACGCCACUGGUUCCCCUCAGCACACCAGCGCACCGCGAUCCCAUCCUCGCUCCAUGGAUGACGUACCUACCACGCCCACGCAGUCCCAGCCCGGCGAUGGCUCGGUCGAUGAAGAGGAGAGCGAUGCGCUUUAUGACGACCGUCGCGCCCAGGAGGUCACGCACGGACGGCUGGUUCAGGGUCACAUAGUAGACGACGACUAUCCAUCGCCGGCUGCAUCGACCGUGAGCGGCAGUGUCCGGGAGGAAGAUCCCAUGACCAUGUCCCACGCCUCAUCCUUCUUCGCUCCGGAGCCUCACGCCUUGGGAGGCUCCGGAGAUGCGGCCCCUGAGUCGGACGAGGAGGACGAAGUCUUGAAGGACCCCAAGGUCGAGCACAUGAUCACCCUGGUCGGCGAUGUCAAGAACAGAACUGUCUUCAUCGUGGACGACAUGAUUGACAAGCCUAACUCGUGGAUUGCCGCGGCCGAGACCGUUGUCAAGAAGGGACGUGCCAAGAAGGUUUACUGCAUGGCCACGCAUGGUGUUUUUGGUGGCGACAGCCUCGAGCAGUUGCAGAAAUGCGAGUGUAUCGACACCAUCCUGGUGACCAACAGUUUCCCCAUCCCCGAGGACCAGGCUAAGCGUGCUCCCAAGCUCGUCGUUCUGGAUCUUUCAUUUCUUCUUGCCGAGGCCAUCCGUCGCAACCACUACGGCGAGUCGAUUUCUCCUCUGUAUCAACACAUUCUGGACUAG